AUGCCCCCCUCCCGACAGGGGGGGGACGCGGCUUUGCCAAGGGGCCAGCCGGACGACCCGGGAAACUCUAGCCCGGCCCUCGACUUACCGGAGGACGCGGGGCCUCCGGAGAAGGCUCCUUCUCCCUCCGCUGGUAGCCCCACAUCCUCUGCAAACGGGGCAGGGGCGCAAGAACACACCGCAUCUGCUGCUCACGGGACAGGGGCUCCAGUACACGCCGCAUCUUCUGCUCACGGGACAGGGGUUUCAGCGCACGCCGCAUCUUCUCCUCUCGCGGACUCUCAGCUGCCGACCUCCUCAGCGGCUAUGGAGUCAGGCUUGGCGGGGGAUGCUUCCUUCACCAUGGCAGACCAGCCGCUGCGUAGCGGCAAGACGGAUGCAGUAACGCCGCGGCUGGACGGACCCACCGGGCGCGCUUCGGGGGAGGAUUCCGAGUCCUCCUCGUCGCCUUCGCAGGCUUUCACGCCCCCGGUUCAUCCGCGCGACAUGUUUGAGGCCCUUACCGCGGCGAUGAAGGCUUCUUCGGGGCCCCCGUACCUAGAUGUCUGGCGCCAGACCAUCCAGGAGUUAUUUGCGCUGGAAUUUGCCCGCCUUCCAGUCAGCUUCGACGCGUUGCCGGCCGAACGCAAACGGUAUCCCAAGCUCACAAGUACCGAGCUGGUGAGUUUGCUGGAUUUGUUUAAGCAGUGUUUUGUUGUGACAUCCGGCCGCUACGUCGACUGGACCCGUUUAGCCCACCAGAUCAGUAAGGAGAUCCUCGUCACGAAGUGGGCGUUCAAAGAAAUCUUGCGCAAGCUGGCCAGCCGACAGAAAUGGGCUGUGGCUCCAAUCCCGCGGCUGUGGUCUCAAGUCGUGCAGACAGGCAGUGCUGCUGCACCUGCCAGUACGACAGGCAAGCAGCGUACCGUGUUCGAUGACUUUAUGUUCGAUCCGGCACAUUUUUCGGAGGAAGCGACGACCACGCUCCGAGCCAUUUGCGCAACGCGCCUUAACUUGACAGGUACUCACCGUCUGCGCGAGGGUACAGAUGAUGAAUGGCGCAUCAUCAUUGGGAUUGCGGAAGGGCUUAUUGCCUGUCGUCGGCUGCCUGAUUUUCUCAAUUCUGUCUUCGACAGCGACGAGCGGCUUCGGUUGUGUCGGACUGUUCAGGCGCAGGUCGAGGGACAGUUGGUAUUAAAACUUAGACAUGGUCGUGAUAUCCCAAUUGGACGCCGGACGACCCACGCUAUUACGGAGAAGAUUUUGGAAUCGGCGGAAAUCUUGCGGGUCUGCUUGCCGGAUCUUCACCAUUUCCUCGGAUUGGCCAAGACGAUAAGCUACAAUCGUUCUACCCGUUCAAUCCACUUCUAUUUCUUUACGCGAGCCAUUGCCAAGGCGCACCAGGAUGUCGUAGUGCCUUUUCAGGGGAGGGCGUACACGCUCGAGAAUGUUCAUCACCCGGUCAGGGGCUCGGUCUGGUUGAAUCAGCGGGGACCAGACGGGCGGUCGAGCCACCCUCGGGCAGCAUACACCAUUUUGCUGUAUAAUCUCACCCGUUUGAUGAUAUUGGGCGCAUUGCUGCCUACCUCCGCUACAAGAUACCAACGGAUUUUGAGCUGGAGGAUAUGGAUACCUGCACCCCGAACUCACGUACGUCCACUGCCUGGAAAGUCACCUUUCAUCAAACCGUUUAGUAGCCCUGAUGAAAUGCGGCAAAUGGCGCAGCGACGACUGAUUGUGCAGCAAUCAGCCGAUGCAGCGGCACAAGCUGCGGUGACUCCGGCGGUACCGGUCGCCACUUCCAGUCCACCGCCGGCCGCCGAGCCCCAGCCAACAGGUAUACCUAUCCAAUCGGUGUAUAAUACUCAUGUCGCGCACGAGGGCCCGCCUCCUCCGGCCCCAAAACCCCGGCCCGAACAGCCAUGGAUGAGACGCCCCCUUCGAGGGGGUCGUCGGCCUUGGCCCCCAGUUCAGCCUUCCCCGCCUCAGCUGAACGACAGCAGCGGGAGUUAUCACGUUCUCCAGGAGGAUGAUAGGGCAGAGGAGGGUCCGUCUUCCCCAUUUGAAGGCAGUGUCGCCUCUGCACCUCCGCAGCCGGGGACGGGAGGCUCCUCGACUCCUGCUUUUUCGGCACGGCUGUCCCACUCUCGGCUUCUGCCGGAGGAUCAGGCCCGGAAACAAGCAGCCGGUAUCCGGGGCCCGGCGGUAGUUACCGCGGGUCCGGCUCUCCUGACCCAGCAGCAACGGGAACGUCUGACUUGCGAAAAGCUUUUAAAGCUGCUGCCGGAUCGGCAAUGUCACUCGAUACCCAUGGAUCCUAAGCCGCCAGCGGAACCCAUCCACAUGGGCGAGCUUGUGAGUAUUCUGGGACUUCGGGAAAUUAACACCCCAGCGAACGGCAAUUGUUUGGCGAUAGCUCUUGCUCAAGCGGUGGCUGAGUCUUUCUUGACCGCCCCUGCCAAGGACCAGGAGCUUCUCACGACUUGCAUUAAACGAGGUAUCACGUGUACAGGACUCUUGAACUUGGAGGAUCAGCUCCCUCACGACUUGCGGGUGCAGGCACUUAAGAACGUGGGCCGUGGGUGGGCGUCGAUGACGCGCACAGAGUCGGCUUCUCAAUUCCGCUGGUUUUUGACGGACUUUGCGGCCACCCCAUCGGGGCGAACUUCGCAUGUGUCUACGGACUGUUGGGGGGGCAGUGACACACUCGGCAUGGCAGCCACGUUUUUACAGAGAGACAUCUUUGUCGUUCAACGCGAGGAAGCCACCCCUCAGUGGCGUUGCCGCAAGUAUCACCCCGUUUCGAUGACUGUACGGGGACGGGCGGUGGCUUCUGUAAAAGAGUACCCCCUUUCUAUUAUGGCGUGCAUCGACGAGCUGCAGGCUACCAAAGUCGGGGCGACCCAGGCUCUACCGUUCGUGUUGCGGUUUGGCGGCAGCCACUACUCGGCAUUGCUCCAUUCAGCGGGAGUGGCCGAUCCGUUAAACCUUACCGAUACCCAGGACGGGCCGAGUGCGUCGCCGCAGGAUCCGGUCCACUCCUUCGAGGACGCUAAAGCCACAUCGUUGGUACCAUUGGAGGAGCGCUUCAGCACUGCCCUCAGACGACAAACUCCUUCCAGACAGCGGUGA
Messenger RNA from Peronospora matthiolae, 3111 nucleotides. The record is from the annotation of a GenBank genome assembly. Lineage: Eukaryota; Oomycota; Peronosporomycetes; Peronosporales; Peronosporaceae.